AUGAGGCAAAUAUCGUUUCCGGAACAAAUAAAUGGAUAUACAGUCACUCCUGUUUCUCUCAGCAAAGAAAAAAAAAACCCAGUUUAUCAUGUUAUUUAUCUUAAGAAGCAUGACAUGAAGUCUCUGGUUGAUAAUGAACAUAGUGAAGAGGGUAGAGUUGUCUAUGCAGUAAACCUCCCAAUUUCAUCGUCUAUUGAUCAAAUUAAGUCUUUUUGCCAGGAUGUUGCGGGUGUAAUUGUGGAAGAUUAUCGACCUGAGACAGGAAAUCGUGCACAAAUUGUUUUUGUCGAUAAAGCUUCUUGUAGCCGUUUCCUUUCAAAAGCAAAACAGUUGUACAAGCUUGAUAAAGAUGUAUAUAUCUGGCCCAAUGAUGAUUCUGGUUAUAAAAAGUACAUUUCAAAAGGAUUUGAAAAGUUCACUGAUCCUGUCACAUUAAUGAAAAGCGUUAAUGAAUUUAUGAACGCCUACAAUGAAGCUGAAGAAAGGGAGAAGAGGAGCAGGCGAUCGAAGUCAGGACUUGUUGAUGAGGAUGGAUUUACACUUGUUGUUAGUAAUGCUCGUGGUUCAAAGGCUAGUAUUGCAGCACAAACCUCUGCAACUCAAGCAAAAUUAAAAUUAGAGGCUGAUAAACGAAAUAAAAAGAGCCAAAUGGUAGAUUUCUACCGAUUUCAAAUUCGCGAACAAAAGAAAAAAGCAACUAAUGACCUGUUAAAGAAGUUCAACGAGGAUAGAGAGAAAAUAACUGAGAUGCGACAAAAAAAUCGGUUUAAACCAUACUAA
Molecule: messenger RNA, 780 nt
Organism: Magnusiomyces paraingens
Lineage: Eukaryota; Fungi; Ascomycota; Dipodascomycetes; Dipodascales; Dipodascaceae
Exons: 1
Coding region: 1-780 (259 amino acids)
Biological process (GO): rRNA processing; ribosomal small subunit assembly
Cellular component (GO): CURI complex; UTP-C complex
Source: RefSeq, a predicted model, not a curated record